GUUUCCUCUCAUACGAGAAAUGAAAACCUCUGAUUUCUAGGUCCGUAACUUCAUAAUUUUUUUUAGUUUCAACUCCAGAAUUUUCAGUUAGAAUCUCAGGUUUUCAAGAGCACUUGCGACACCCGGGUUUACGUUCAGAAUGCCUUGUCUUGUGAUGGUCUGAUCGUGAAGUACGACAAGGAAAGUCCCAGGACCGAUCCCCGAGCGCCACAUCAUCUGGUUGGGCUGGAAGCUCGUCCUCGUCGUUUCCGUCGCAGUCUACGUCGUUGCUCUCCUCCUCCUCCAUUUUUCAGGCCGAUAUCGCCUCUCCGAACUCCUUAUCUAGCGCGAGGACGAGAUCUCGGGUUUUCUUAAAUAGCUACGACGGGUAUCCCAAGAUCGACUUCCUCUUCCUCUCCCGUCUGGACCUACCUCUUGAUUUUCCCUGGAGCACCUUCUUUGAGGUCUGUUUCUCUGUUUUCCAAAUUUGUGUGCAGUUCUCUGCAAAAAAAGGAAAGGAAUUUCUGCAGUUUCUUGGUAAAGCUAUAUGAAUUUCAGGAUCUGAAGUUGUUCGGUUUUUGCGGAAUGCUUAUGCUGUCUCUUAUUGCAGGUGAGAUGGGGAGAAUCAAGCAUGAUAGAAGUGGAGAGAUUGUUGCUUGCAGUUGCUCUAGAAGACCCAGCGAAUCAAAGAUUUGUCCUGCUUUCUGACAGGUUUGUAAAGCUUGGACAAGGAUUAGUAUUGUAAUUGAGGAAAUUUUCCUAUUCCUUGGAUCAAGAACAUUUUCUUUGAGUUCAUGUUAAUCUAGGUUUUUCUUUUUCUGUAUUGCAGUUGUGUUCCUCUUUACAAUUUUAGUUAUAUAUACAAGUAUCUGAUGGCUUCUCCAAGGAGCUAUAUGGACAGGUAGAUGGCAGCCUGCUUGAUUCUUGAGGUGCCUAUAAUUGAUUCUUUACAAUUGUUUCCAUGAUAAAUGAAAUGAUAGUGUUCUAUCUGUUUUAAGCCUUUUCUGGUUCCUACCGAAGAAAUCACUUCAUUUUGUAGCUUUCUUAAUGUAAAGGAUGGUAGAUACAGCUCAAAGAUGUCAUCUAUCAUCCCAAAAGACAAGUGGCAAAAAGAAUCGCAGGUUAUCCAUUUUCUGUUAUAGAUAACAUUAAAUUAAUAUAGAGAUGGUUGAGUGUUGGGGGAACUGGAUUUUUUAAUGAACUGCUUUAGAUACUUCAACUGGAUUUAAUAAGUGAUGGGAAUUGAUUAUUUCCAUCUUUGCCUCUCUUGCCUUCUAAAAAUAGUUGAAGAUUGAGAUGUAUCCUUGUCUAUUCCUCAUGAGUUUUAUAUGUCUUUUAUUACCAUCCGGUACAAAAAAUUAAGCUCCGGUUUGAACUUAUUUACAUUUGCAGUGGAUCUCCUUGAUAAGAAGCCAUGCUGAAGUUGUUAUAAAUGAUGAGAGAUCAUUUUUCCAGUUUUUAAGAAAUUAUGCAAGGUACACAAUUAACCAUUCUGUCCUUGGUUCCAUUCCACUAAAUAUUAGAUGCUCGUAUCUUCUAAUUUUGAUUUCUGAAGAAAAGAUUAUGAAACAG
Molecule: messenger RNA, 1551 nt
Organism: Rubroshorea leprosula
Lineage: Eukaryota; Viridiplantae; Streptophyta; Magnoliopsida; Malvales; Dipterocarpaceae
Source: the annotation of a GenBank genome assembly